AUGUUCCUCCGCUGGAACAAGUCACCCCUUUCCUCGGCCCCAGACAGAGUCAUUUGCAUAUACGGUCCACCCGGCAGCGGGAAGAGUAUACUAGCCUCUGCCAUCGUGGAUCGACUGUGGACCGAAAAAUUCUCCGCGUUAUUCUUUGCGUUCUCCAGCAUGAACUCUAAUCAACAAAAGCCAAAUGGCCUGAUUCGCUCGCUUCUAUGGCAAUUGGUGAAAAUUGUCAUUCAGGAACAGAAUACCUCGAUUCUUUCCACUUUGAUGCUGAGAGGUCAGCCUACGACAUCCGACUUGUGGAUAGGGCUCAGUGAGAUGGCCGCGCUGGUCUCGGAACCGGUUUACUGCAUCAUCGACGGCAUGGAUGAAGGUUUGGACUCCCUCUCCGACUUGCUUCAAAGAAUCCUUGCUUUCCUCGAGGCUCGCUCCAACUUCCGAUUCAUUUUGCUCGGUAGGCAGCAUUCGUUCCACCAAACUGAUUUUAUCCAACACAAAAUCGAGAUACAUCCUGCCUUGACAAGACAUGAUGUUGACCGAGUCAUUGAAGCGGGGAUCGACCGAUCUGCUAUCCUCAAUAAACCUGAAAUGCGCGAAAAGGUUCUCAAGUCACUUCAAGACCAGUCAGAUGGGAAUUUUCUAUGGGUCAAACUGAUGUUUGUGCACUUGGAAAAGUCGCUUCCAUUGGCCCAUGGGCUGAAGAGACUGAACAAAUUGCCUCGCGACCUCGAAUCGAUUUACGAAGAAUUCCUUCUCAGGCUUGCCAAGAACCUAGACUCAGACGAAUUGAACGUUGCUCGAAAGCUCUUUGCGUUCAUAGCUGUCUCGCAGAGACCAUUGAGUAUCAUCGAAGCUCAGCAUUUACUGGCCGUCGAAGCCUUACCAACUUGCACAGACAAAAGGCAGUCCAUUCAGGAAUGUCUCAUCCCCGAACUGGAUCGAAGGAUUUCAGACCUCUGUGGCGAUCUUAUCAAUAUCGUGAACGGCAGUUUACAAUUGGUACACUUCUCCGUGAAGGAGUUUUUGGUGAGACCCAAGAAACAUUGGGCGAGCUAUGGGAAACGUCGCAAAACCAUGACGUUUCGGGUAUCUCCACAAGAUGCACACCGUUCUUUUGCGUCAGCUUGUAUGGGGUACCUUGAAACAUGUCUCGACGGCUCCCCUAUACAUGACCAGGACAAUCUAUCUGAGCUUGAACGAUCUUAUCCAUUCCUGGGUUACUCGUCGACCUAUAUGCAUACUCAUAUGUAUCAGUCGGGAUUUCCGACAGACGCUACGCUGAACAACAUUCGGAAUUUUCUGAGCUCAGACCAAUGGAUAGCUUGGAUGGAAGUUCUUUUUCUGAGCUGCAUCGAAGACAAUUCUCUGUAUUCUCAACUUGAGGAAGGCGAAAAACUCGUAUCCUGGUUGGGUGACCAGCAGGAGGUAUUUUCAGAAAAGGCCUCCAGCAGUCUCAAAGUUGCCCUUGAGAGACGAGCUCAAAUAUAUGGACCCGGAGACUCACGGACUGAGCGGGUUGGUCUCUUUCUCCACCACUUAAAAUGGAUCUCCGUUUCACCCGCAGCCAAGGUUGAGGAUUCUUCCGCUAUCAGUACCCCAGACUCAUCACGCAGCCUUCAGCAAAUGAUGCGAUUGGUUAGAAAAGACGAGCCACUACCAUUACAGCUGAAGGCCAAUCUAUUGUUACAAAUGGUUGUCCAUCUUCAAAAAGUCAAAAAUCUUACAGUUUCAAUGCAAAUCCUCUUCCGAAGGAUUCUGCAGCACUGUUCAACCAUGCCUGUUUACGUCCUCCUACUCGUGGGCGAAUUUUACGAUGACAACAACAAGUUUGAACAAGCAAUUGAGUUCUACUUGGUUGCUUUGAGGAAAAUCGACCAGAAAGAUGACCGAGUCAAGUUUGCCAUUUUACACGCUAUUGGUUGGGCAUAUCAAGAGCUUGGCCAGCAUGAGAAAGCUCUUCAAAAUAUGAUUGUCGCUAGCAAAGGUUGGCAUAGAGUCCUUGGACCUGAGCAUGAAGAUACCCUGCAGAGUCUUCAUGAUAUUGGUUAUUCUUAUGAUAAACUUGGCCAAUACACCGAGAGCUUGGAGUUUUAUACAAAGGCUCUCGCUGGCCGGGAGAAAGUCCUUGGACCUGAGCAUGAAGAUACCUUGUGGAGUCUUCAUAAUAUCGGUUUUGCUUAUGAUCAACUUGGCCAAUACACCAAGAGCUUGGAGUGUUAUACGAAGACUCUCGCUGGUCGGGAGAAAGUCCUUGGCCCUAAGCAUAAAGACACCCUGGAGACUCUUCAUAAAAUCGGUUAUACUCAUAAUAGACUUGGCCAAUACACUAAGAGCUUGGAGUUUUAUACGAAGGCUCUCGCUAGUCAGGAGAAAGUCCUUGGCCCUGAGCAUGAAGAUACCCUGCGGACUCUUCAUAAUAUCGGUUGUACUUAUGAACACCUUGAGCAAUACACCAAGAGCUUGGAGUUUUAUACGAAGGCUCUCGCUGGUCAGGAGAAAGUCCUUGGCCCUGAGCAUGAAGAUACCCUGCGGUGUCUUAAUAAUAUCGGUGAUGCUUAUGAAGAGCUUGAGCAAUUUACCCAGAGUUUGGAGUUUUAUAUGAAGGCCCUCGCUGGUCGGGAGAAAGUCUUUGGGUCUGGGCAUGGAGAUACUCUGACGACUCUUGGUUGUAUUGGCCGGGUCUAUUGCCGGCUUGGCCAGUAUACCGAGAGCAUGGAGUUUCUCAAUAAAUGUCUUGCUGGCUACGAGAAUGUCUUUGGGCAUGACCACGCGCACGCGGUGCAAACACGCGCCAUGAUUCAGUGGAUACACGGGAUGAUCGAACAAGAUAAAAAGGUACACCUCAUUCUUCAACGCUCUAGUACUCCAAGACCUGGCGAUCAAGAAGGUUAUCAACCUACCCGCGAACCUGAGCAAGUAUGA
This is a messenger RNA of Penicillium olsonii, 2919 nucleotides long. The record is from the annotation of a GenBank genome assembly. Lineage: Eukaryota; Fungi; Ascomycota; Eurotiomycetes; Eurotiales; Aspergillaceae.